Messenger RNA from Dicentrarchus labrax (European seabass), 1329 nucleotides. Its product is annotated as leukocyte surface antigen CD53. The transcript is spliced from 8 exons. The coding region runs from base 186 to 884 and encodes 232 amino acids. Gene Ontology annotation, cellular component: membrane. Lineage: Eukaryota; Metazoa; Chordata; Actinopteri; Moronidae. The record is from RefSeq and is a predicted model, not a curated record.
AAUAGGCUUCCAUAUAUGAGAAAGAGGAAGUGAGAAGGAGGUGCUGAAAGCCCCAUGAAACACUGCACGGCCCAUCGCCCGUUGAGAAGAGGAAGUGUUAGCUACAGGAAAGUUCACUAAACACAAGUGCGAAAACAAAAAGGCGGAUUAUUCUCCCAAUCAGGUCUGAUUAGAGGUGUUACAGAAUGGCUCAAGGCUGCCUCAAGUGUUUAAAGGUCACCAUGUGUGUUGCCAACUUCCUUUGUUUUAUGUGCGGUGUGGCUGUGCUGAGCUUCGGCGUGUACAUGAUGGUGAACUUUAAGUUUGCCGCACUCACCCCGACCUUGGCCAGCUUCAACUUGGCCAACAUGCUGCUGAUCAGCGGCAUUGUCAUCACCUGCGUGUCCUUCCUGGGCUUCCUGGGUGCUCUGAAAGAGAACCGCUGCCUCCUCCUGACGUUCUUCCUGCUGCUGUUCUUCCUCAUGCUGGUGGAACUGACUGUGGCGUGCUUGCUGCUUGUGUAUGAAAGAGAGAUUGCUAAAUUGGUAGCAGAUGAUCUCAACGAGGGUUUGAAAAAGGCAAAAUCGACACAUUCAAAUUCAACGGAUGGGAUUAAGAGUGACUGGGAUCUGGUUCAGGAGCAGCUUAAAUGCUGUGGAGUCAAUAAUGUGACAGACUGGGGAGACAACAACGUGCCUUCAUCUUGCUGCGAGAAAUGUGACAUCACCCCGCAGAAGUACUGGGAAAAGGGCUGUUUGUUAACGUUGAAGAACUUGUUUGAGGAGAAUUUCUUAACAACUGGGAUUUCUGUCAUUGUCCUCUGCAUUGUUGAGGUCUUGGGAAUGUGUUUUGCCAUGACGCUCUUCUGCCACAUCAGUAGAUCUGGACUGGGCUACAAGUUAUAGACAAUAUUCUCUCACAAUAUAUCUUGUCUAUGUAGUUUUAGUUAAUGCUGUUGUACAGUUCUGUCCUUGUGGAUGGCUAGAGAAGGCAUGGUAUGUUUCUGAAAACGCUUAAGAUCAGAAAAAGAUGAUUUUGUGAAUUUAUUAGCUUUCAUUUUACCGUAAUAACAAAACAUUUUUGAGGCUGACUCAGAACAAUCUUUGUCAUUCAUUGAAGGCAAAAAUGUUUCCAAGAUGACAAUUCUAAAUUGCCAUUUCAGUCUGAGCUGUGUGAAAUGAAAGCUGUUCUAUAUGACUUGCUUGCUGUUUAAUUUCUAAUUUCUUUAAGUGAACAAUUCCUGUAAAAUAUCACAUCCACUGUAAUUUUUCAAACUAAAAAACUUUUAGAAAUCUUAUAGUAAACCAAUAAAGUAUUGUUCGCAGUAUUAAGACUGCACCAUAGCCUCCA